AGUUCUUCAGAUCUCUCUAUUUUGUCUUUUACACACACUCAGGAUUCCUACUCAUCAUGGAAACAGCGGACGUUGGAUGAAUGUAUUUUAAAUAAAUUAUCUUUGCAUGUCAGAGUACAUCAGGAAAUGUAAUAACUGAGUCAGUGCUGGUAAUUUACAGCAGACAUUCUGUUCAUUGUGCUAUAAAAUGCUUUAAAAUAAAAACAGUCUUGAGGGUUACCUUUCAGGAAACCCCCCUCUUGGUCAAGUUCUUCUACCUCGGAGCGUUCUUGUGUUCUUCCUAUCAGCUCGGCUCGCUCUGCAAUCUCAGCCGUUUUGAUACUGAACAGUUUGUAUGUCUCUCACCCGUCACAGCUCUGAUUGGGUGGCACAGUGCUGUGUUUGUGUACGUAGGCGUCACACAAAUAGUUUAUCUGAUUGUGUUGAAGUUGUUGAAGUGGCAGAAACAUAAACUGCCCGUGUUAAGUCAAGUUAGCGUUGCGGACGUGUAACGAGGUACUUCCUGCUUCAGAACAUCAGGUUUGUUGAGGCAGCUGUUGGUGAAGUCACUGAUAAUGUCGUUGUGUAUCUAAUGUGUGCUUGCAUCUGCUUGAGCUUCAGAGUAGAAAGGGGCGGCGAUAAAAAGCCAGAAGCAGGUGUAGAGAAGAUGAGAGAAAGCAGUGACCCCGCGGAUCAGCAGAGUUUUCAGACGUCCACAGGUCAAGAAGAGGACACCUGAUCAGGACCUGCUACAUGAAGACUGUGGCCCUUCAGCCGGGGGUCACCAGUGGGCGUGACCGAUUGGAUGCUGAUGUCGAUUGAUUGGCUAUCAGGUAUCUGAUUUGUGGCACUAUGAAUGCUUCCAUGCUGCUCCCUGGCUUCCUGCUGCUCCUGGUUGUAACUGAGAGAACGGCAACCGCAGAGAAACCUGAACCUGCCGACUUCAACACCCGCAUCCUAGACCUCUGGAAGCUGCACAUGAGGGAAUCUACGCAGCAAGGAAGAGGUUCCAAUGUUCAUCCAAUGCCGGGAGGUAUCAGACAGCAAAUGCUUUACUGCCGUGUUGGGAUUGGUUUCCAUCUACAGAUUCUACCGAGUGGUGCUGUUGGAGGAGUUCACAUGCCCACUGACUACUGUUGGAUGAGGGUGUUUGCGGUGAAAAGUGGUGUUGUGGGAAUCAAAGGGGUGAAGAGUGGCUUAUACCUUUGUUUUAGUGGAGAUGGAUGGCCAUAUGGAGCGAAGAGCUUUACUGAUGACUGUCUGCUGAAGGAGACCUUGGAGGAGAACCACUACACUACCUACUCGACUGUGUCUUACCCAACCAAGUUUCUGGCACUUUCCCACAAAGGAGAGGUCAAGAGAGGCAGCAGAGUGGGUCGCCACCAGUCCUACACCCAUUUCCUACCUCUGCGCUCUGUGUAAUUAUGGGCUUCCAACCAUGAAACUGAGCUACACACCACAGGGCGCUGGACUGACCACGAGAAGCCAUGGCCAAAGCUGACGCAGCACACUGCAGUCUGCUUUUGGAAUGUAUUCGACCAGGAGGACGGACCCACUGAUGGACGCUGGCCCUCCAUCCCAGGGUGCUGGAUGAGGCGCAGUUGCUUGCAUGGUCAUCUCAAUAAUGGACUUUGUUUUUGAUGUUACUCUGUUUCCUGUUUCUUUAGCUUUGUAAAAACCUUGUAGCUGUUAGAA
Thalassophryne amazonica is the source of this 1674-nucleotide messenger RNA. RefSeq names its product fibroblast growth factor 9 (gene fgf9). The transcript is spliced from 5 exons. Gene Ontology annotation, biological process: regulation of cell migration; positive regulation of gene expression; fibroblast growth factor receptor signaling pathway. Gene Ontology annotation, molecular function: growth factor activity; fibroblast growth factor receptor binding. NCBI's taxonomy places the organism in Eukaryota, Metazoa, Chordata, Actinopteri, Batrachoidiformes, Batrachoididae. Bases 832 to 1401 code for a protein of 189 amino acids. The record is from RefSeq and is a predicted model, not a curated record. Gene Ontology annotation, cellular component: cytoplasm.